Molecule: messenger RNA, 660 nt
Organism: Phragmites australis (common reed)
Lineage: Eukaryota; Viridiplantae; Streptophyta; Magnoliopsida; Poales; Poaceae
Exons: 1
Coding region: 1-660 (219 amino acids)
Source: RefSeq, a predicted model, not a curated record
AUGACCUCCGCGCGGGUGUCCUCCAAAACCUUCCGCUCCCGCGCGAUCUCCUCGUGGGCCUCGUCCAUAGCGCGUUGUUCGUCCUCGUUGGCGGCAUGCACCGCGACGAGGCGGGCUUUGAAAGAGCGUGAAGCAGUGGUAAGCUGCGCUCUCCCCGUGGCCAGAGCGGCGCGCUCCGCCUCCAGCUGUGCUACCUCCCCCGCUAUGGUCGCUUCCAGCCGCCCGAUCACCUCCCGGGAGCUCCCAAGCACGACCGGGAGAGGGUCGGUGGGCUGGCUGGGCUGCAGCUGGGUGCUGGGUCCCCUGCGAGCCUCCUCCGGGGGGCUCGGGGUCCUCGAAAACUACCGCACGGUCAUCCACCCCGGGCUCGGUGCGCUCGGGGCAGGCUCGGACGGCGCCGGACGCUCGGACGGCGGCUGCGUCACCAUCUCAGCCACCGCAUCUGUCGGCCCCUUCUCGACCGCCGCGUUCGCUGGCCCCAUCUCCGCCGCCGCGUCCGUCAGCCCCAUUUCUGCCGCCGUGUCCGCUGGCCCCCGCUCCGCCGGUGCGCUCGGCUCGGGCGCACUCGGCUCUGGCGCUGGCGCCAGCCUCGGCGCCUCUGGCUGCCCCUGGCCUUCGGCGGUGCCCACAGGUGGCCUUUUGGAGAAGGACAAAGACUAA